GGUUUGUAUAAACAGAUCGCAGACGGAGCCGCCUCGCCCAAAACAUGUCUAAAGUAACGUUUAAAAUCACCCUGACGUCGGACCCCCGGCUGCCAUACAAAGUACUAAGUGUCCCAGAGAGCACACCAUUCACGGCAGUUUUGAAGUUUGCAGCUGAGGAGUUCAAAGUGCCAUCAGCAACCAGUGCAAUAAUAACAAAUGACGGAAUAGGAAUCAAUCCUGCCCAGACUGCAGGGAAUGUGUUUCUAAAGCACGGCUCAGAGCUUCGCAUCAUUCCCAGAGACAGAGUGGGAGGACAGGGAGACUGAUGCUGCUUUCCUCGUUGACGGCAUAAUGACUCACGGCAGAAUCAUAUAACACUUGAGACCCAGGAAACACCUCAGCGUGUGCCGUAUUUAUUUUCUGGCCCACAACUGACAGCCACUCGCAUAAGACAAUGAAUAUUCACCUUAUCAAUGACGUGCAAAUACAUUUGUAUGUUCCCCUGUGUCUUCGGCAGAUACAAAAGUUUGGAGUAACACCAAGAGACAUAGAUACCAAAUAAGUAAUAAACACAGCAGCAGUGGCAUCAUGGGAAAGAUUUUCGAUUAACAACAACAAAGAUUAACAAACAACAUGGACAGCAGCAGCUUUUGUAUCUUUGUAAGUGACAAUAAACAAAAUGACUAACAGGACAUGUCUAUUCUGCUGUGUGUACUUUUGUUUUUAUUAGCAUUGUGAGUCCAUCGGUGUUAAAUGUUUUAAUUUUUUUUACAUAUAACAUGACUUAAGAGAAAGUGUCACUUUACUAAAUGGUUGCUAAAGAAUGUAGUUAUCUGUUCACAUUACUUACUCGUUUUUAAUGUCAGACACUUGUCAGACAAGUAUUCCUCACACAUAUUAGAUUUGCAUUAUGGAUCUGUUCUGAACUUGUAUUGUGGACCAGAUUCUGUGUCUUCAAAUUAAAAUAUAAAACUAUUAAACCGAACUGUGCAAACAAAUGGA
This is a messenger RNA of Acanthochromis polyacanthus (spiny chromis), 984 nucleotides long. It is a transcript of the gene ufm1, whose product is annotated as ubiquitin-fold modifier 1. Gene Ontology annotation, biological process: protein K69-linked ufmylation. Bases 45 to 308 code for a protein of 87 amino acids. The transcript is spliced from 6 exons. Gene Ontology annotation, cellular component: nucleus; cytoplasm. The record is from RefSeq and is a predicted model, not a curated record. NCBI's taxonomy places the organism in Eukaryota, Metazoa, Chordata, Actinopteri, Pomacentridae.